CGGGUUAGGUUGGGGGUGGUGGGUGGUGACAUUCUGGGGACCUUCCCAGAGCCACUCGCUCCACUCCUGCGCCGGAGCUGCGCCGAAGGUCCGUCGGCUGGAGUCGAACUGGAGUCGAACAUAUCUGUCAGGUGGGCCCCAGGAAUCGAGUAGGGGAUCGACUACAGAAUGGAUCUACCCCAGACUUGAUUCUCUCGUCGAGUCGACGACAGAUACGCGGACUGACCUCUACGAGCAGUCUGCGCAUGUCUCCUGCACUCGACGAGACAACCAACCUUGGCGUAAAUGAAUUCUGCAGUCGAUGCCCUACUCGAAGGAGGAGGACGAGAAGGAGGACGAGGAGGAGGAGGCGGAGGCGGAGGCGGAGGAAGAGGGGAGGAGGAUGAGGCGGAGGAAGAGGAGGAGCAGGAGGAGGAGGAGGAGGAGGAGGAGGAGUGUCCCCAGCACGAGCAUCCGGGGGAUGCGGUCAUAGGCCGCCCCGACGGUGGCCCAGGGGCCCGCGGGGACGGCCGCGCCCCCCGCGGGGACGGGGACGGCCGCACGCUGGCCGCGGGGGCGGCCGCCCAGGAGCCACGCCAGCAGCAGCGGCCCCGGCCUCGACGGCACGGAGGUCGCGCGUGUCCCCCUACAGGUUGGAUUUGGAACGAAGACAUGAAGGAUGCCCAUAGGAAAAACUAAGGAAUAAUCCCAGGGGAAUCGAAAAAUCCUCCCCAGACUGUUCUGUGGACUGUCUGUGGACACUCCUCCUGUAGAGGGACGGGCCCGACUGAAGGCUGUUUGUGGAUCUUCCUCCCGUAGAGGGAUCGCUCAGCCUCGAGCGAUCGGCCGUUUCCGAAGCGUCCGUCUCCAAAUACGUUCCAGAUCGAACGGUUCUGGGUCGCCCGCGGCGUUCGGAGUUGAACGCCGCUGGCGGGGUCGCCGCCGGUCGGCACGACACGAACCCCACCGUACAGAAUUGAUGUAACCCAAAUUUGAUCUGUUCGUC
This is a messenger RNA of Prorocentrum cordatum, 985 nucleotides long. NCBI's taxonomy places the organism in Eukaryota, Dinophyceae, Prorocentrales, Prorocentraceae. The record is from the annotation of a GenBank genome assembly.